Xiphias gladius (swordfish) is the source of this 2605-nucleotide messenger RNA. RefSeq names its product kunitz-type protease inhibitor 1-like. The transcript is spliced from 10 exons. Gene Ontology annotation, molecular function: protein binding; serine-type endopeptidase inhibitor activity. The record is from RefSeq and is a predicted model, not a curated record. Bases 415 to 1953 code for a protein of 512 amino acids. NCBI's taxonomy places the organism in Eukaryota, Metazoa, Chordata, Actinopteri, Istiophoriformes, Xiphiidae.
UUAACAUUUAUAAUCAAAAGUAAAAGAAUGAAAUCAGAGGUUAAAUAAGUCAAAUAAAGGUUACAGCUGCUCAGCAUUAAACGUUUGUUUUUGACUGAGAAUCACCGACCGAACCACACCUGAGUGACGUCAGAGUCGCGUCAGUCUAACAGGCCUGUCAGAGGAUUGUCGGGUUUCUCUUCCUGUGUGUGCGCAGGUGAGACACACCUGAGCAGGUGAACGGAGGAGCGGACACAAACAUCCGAGCCGGGUUUAAACCGAACACUUUCUUUUUUUCACGCGUGAACGUCUCCGUUCAAAACGCUUCGUUUCUUCCGCUGAGCCUGUACCUGUCGGAGCGGCGCGGUGCGCGGCGACGCGCCAGGAGGCGGUAAACUCUUCCCCGUGCUACAUUCACACUGACUGCGGCUGAAAAUGCCUCCAUCCUGCUCUUCCUCCUCUUCACCCCCCUGGCCGCCCCUCCUCCUCCUCCUCCUGCUGCCGCUGCUGCGGCCCGGCGGAGCGGCAGAGGACGCGGCCUGCGUCUUCCGCUCCGGACGGAAAGACUUCGCGCUGAACGCGGAGGACUCGGUGAAGGACGGAGCGGCUCUGCUGGCCACCAAGCUUGUGAGCUCUCCGGAGGACUGUGAGCGCGUGUGCUGCGGUGACCUGCGCUGCAACCUGGCGCUGCUGGAGCCGCGCGGCACCGGAGCGGCGGCGGCGGCGGCGGAGGAGGACAAGCGCACCUGCGUCCUGUUCAGCUGCAUCCACAGAAACCGCUUCGUGUGCAGGUUCGUGAACCAGGCCGGAUACCUGAGCUACAUCAGAGAGUCCGUGUUCCGGAAACACCUGGCGGGAUCGGAGGGACCAGGUGUGCCCGUCGCCAGUGCAGGUCGUGAUGUCAUCGUUCAGCCCGGUGAGACGGUGACCCUGAACGGCAUCGAGAGCCUGGCGCCGGGCGACGCCCACAUCACCGACUACCAUUGGAGUCUGCAGAGCGGCGACCCCGGCGUCAAGAUGGAGAAGACGGAUCUACCUGACCAGGUGCGGCUCUCCAACCUGCAGGCAGGCUCGUACGUCUUCCAGCUGACCGUCACCGACUCCAACGACCAAUCGGACGAUGCCGAGGUCACUGUCCUCGUCCUCAGCCCGGAGCUGUCCAGCUCGUACUGUUUGUCUCCGGCGAAGGCCGGUCCGUGUCGCGCCGCGUUUCCUCGCUGGCGUUACGACGCCGCGACGGGCGGCUGUGAGCAGUUUACGUUCGGGGGCUGUAAACCCAACAAGAACAACUACCUGGCCGAAGACGAGUGUUUGUCAACCUGCAGAGGAGUCACAGCGACGACAGAGAGGGGCACCACUCUGCCCGCCACAGAGGUGUGUGGGUCAGCGUGUCAUCGUGAUCAGCUGAUCUGCGUCAGCGGCUGCUGUCUGGACAGAAGUCUGGAGUGUGACGGUGUGAAGCACUGCAGCGAUGGAUCAGACGAGGACCACUGCAACAAAUUGAACCAUACCCUCAGUCGCCUGCUGCACAUCGACGUCAACCAGAAGAAAGCUCGGUGCACAGAGCCCCCCCGCACCGGUCCGUGUCGGGCGAGUCACACCCGCUGGUACUACGACCCUCUGAACGGGAAGUGCAGCCGCUUCACCUACGGCGGCUGUGACGGAAACGAAAACAACUUCGAGGAGGAAGUGAAGUGCGCUGAUACCUGUGACGGAGUGACUGAGCGCAACGUGUUCUUCAGAGGCAUGUUUGACCAUUUUGAGAAGGAGGUGGAGGAGAACGACGACUCAGGCUCCAUAGCGCUGGCCGUGAUCCUGUCGGUGGCCAUCUUGGCCCUGUUGGCCAUCCUGACCUACUGCUUCCUGAAGGCCAGGAGGAAGCGCUCCCAUAGGCCCGUCUCCACAGGCCCCGCCCACGUGGCGCUGGCAGAGCAGGACACGCUCGUUUACAACAGCACCACCAAACCUGUAUGAUGUCAUCGUUUAUUCGACAGGUGAAGUAAUGUCACCGCAGAACUGUAUGACAUCAUCGCCGCUGUCCCCAUGACGACCACAGAUCUGCGCGACAUCCUCGAGACUGUUGCUGUAACAACCACAGACCUGUGUGAGGUCAGCGCCGCUGUUGCCAUGGUGACCUCUCCCCAGCUGCUGCUUUUCUUUUGUUUUUCUUCAUGAAUUUCUUCCUGUUUCCUGCUGUUUCAGUGUGUCACUGGUUUGCACUGGUUUUCAGUGUUUCACUGGUUUUCACCACAGGUUUUCAGGUUUCCGGUUUCAAUCUGAUCAGACUGAAACCAGGACUGGAUUUGAUUGAAGAGUCCCCUUUAACGCAGCUCUUAAACGGUGAACCCGUUGAGAUGUUGAGCUCGUAUUUUUCUGUACAACAUGUUUUUAUUUUACACUUUGUCGGGUUUCUGCUCUCAGGAGUUUGAAAAUAAAUUAUAUUUAUGAAUUCUGUCUUUUUUAACUCAGGUUUAUUUCGUUUUUAUUCAGAUUUAAAACAAAAAACAUGUAAAUCUUCGUUUUCAGCUCUUUGACUGUAAAUGUGAAGUUAAAUUUGUUUUAAUCAUCUCAGGUCCUUAAUACUGUCUCUCAUCACAUUGUAAUGUUUUUGUCAAUAAAACCUCAU